AUGAACCCAUUCCGUCGCCGUAGACGCACGCAGUCUGAUGCAGGGCAGGAUCAGGAUGUCUAUGCGCAGAUGUAUGGGCAUCGCAUGCCAACUCCGGCUGACUAUGGGCCUCCCUUCGUCAUGCAUAGCCAGGUGCCUCCUCACGAGCGCAUAAGUCCUCGUGAGAUGAUGGACUUUCAAGAUACACGGCAACCCCCAGAGCCUCCACCUCACCACCAAGACCAACUUCAGCACCAGCCUCAUCGGUCUCAUCAUGUUCCUGCACGGCGCCAAUUGCCUGAAGAUCAGCGCCCUCAACGAGGUCCAGGCGCUACAGACUUGCAAAGGGCUGGUGCGAUUACUGGAAGGGCACAGCGACACGAGAGAGCGAGCAGUCGCGAUCGUGUGGUAUUCCCGCCUGAGAUGGCCUCAAUACCUUUCCCCACUGGUCCGACUCUGAGAGAGCGACGACCUGGGACUCCAGCUGCAAGAGCUCGGCCUCUCCAACAUCACGCUGCAGCAGCUCCUGAGCCAGGCCCCUCGCGCGGCCGCUUGUACCAAGAGCACCAGCCGCGGCACAAUACCCAAGCUCGUCGUGACGGGUCGGCGCCGCCUGAUUCAAAUCCCUCUCGCGGCCGUUUUCCUCUUCAGCAACGCCCACAUCAUACUCAAAGGCACCGUGAUUUGCCAGCGCCAUCGCCUUUGCCACAGCCCAUCCAGGCACCUGCACCGCGGCCGGCUGCUACUCCCGCCCCCUUACCCUUGCAAGCGCCAGACUUGCAGGGGGAACCCGAGCUAAGCAGCACGACUGACAGCGUCAGCCCAGCCCCUCCCGAGCCGCCACCUCCGCGCCACAAACGGUCGGUCUCUGCCCCUCACUAUAGCUAUGCUCAUGCAGGGAACACGCCGCCGUCGGUGCAGCAGCAGAUAUACCACAUCGCCACGCCUCGGCAGGACUAUACCUCGUCGCCGAGACGCGUGCGCGAUGACGAGGGACUGGUAUGGCUGGCUUUGCUGCUCGGGGAGAGGAAGCAAUCGACUUACCUCAAGCCACACAAAGGGCGACCUCCUACCCUUCGGACUGGCGCGAUUCGGGCCGACCUCUUGCGGGACGUGGUCGCAUUGUGCAAGAAGCUAAGUGGCCGGAUAGGCUACGCCUAUACGCCUCCUAGCAACGAUCGAGCGGGGCAAGACGAGGAAACAACGGCCACAUAUGCCCUCGCUAAAGAAUGUGCUAUUGAGCCCAUGAAUGAUCCGGACUUGUUUGAUAAAGCUUUUUAUUGUAUUGUAGCACUAGCCGUCGUGCGUUACCUCAACGCUCAACUGACUGAAUAUCAUUGGAACGCAUUCAAGUCGGCGGCUCCCCAGGCUAAAACGGAAAAUGCCAUAUUCUUCAUGCGCCUUGCCAUCGAAUGCUCACCCGCUGGCGAGCAUAUGAGCAUGGAUGGAAAUUUUGAGGAACUUCUUAUUAAAGGCAAGCUACCUACACUUGACUGCCCAUGA
This is a messenger RNA of Schizophyllum commune H4-8, 1482 nucleotides long. RefSeq lists its product as uncharacterized. NCBI's taxonomy places the organism in Eukaryota, Fungi, Basidiomycota, Agaricomycetes, Agaricales, Schizophyllaceae. The record is from RefSeq and is a predicted model, not a curated record. Bases 1 to 1482 code for a protein of 493 amino acids. The transcript has 3 exons.